Molecule: messenger RNA, 951 nt
Organism: Colletotrichum gloeosporioides
Lineage: Eukaryota; Fungi; Ascomycota; Sordariomycetes; Glomerellales; Glomerellaceae
Exons: 4
Coding region: 1-951 (316 amino acids)
Biological process (GO): mycotoxin biosynthetic process
Source: RefSeq, a predicted model, not a curated record
AUGCCACGCCAAACCCAUUACUCCGAGGAAGAGGCGGACGAGCGUCGCAGCUCCGAUGAGAAGGGCACGGGUUCCAUAUCCAGCGACACCACGCUACUACUGAAUGAUGCCGAGUUCGUCAAGUGGAAACAGAGGGGCGACUCGGGCAUGACCGUGGACUAUCUCGAUACAGCAGAGAGGCAUCGUCACCGAGGUCACUAUCGUCACCUGGCCUCUCUGCUGUUUCUCGUCUCCGCAUGCCUCAACGUGUAUCUGGCGUUUGGUCGCCCGCCGGGAGUUCUCACGGUGCACGACGUCGAUGUGGGAUGCGGCGCCUUUCCUCUCGGGACUGAUCCAUCCGGCUAUGUUCCACGAGAGAUUGGCUAUCCACUUCGCUGGACGAAGUGGGAUGAGAAAGACCAGUUUUACAUAUCUCCCAAAACCUUUGACAGCUGGGAGAACAUACAAGAGUCGGCCGAGCGCCUGAGAGCCGUCCACAAUGACGUUUUCAUUCACUCCAAUGGCCAAAAGGCAACAUACCUUGCCUACGAUGGCGUGCGCAAAGAGUUGCCUCCCGAGGCCGGCCAAUUCGGCCUCGAGCUAUACGGCAUCCAGGCCUUUCAUCAGAUCCACUGCGUGUAUGUCCUUCUCGAAUCCGUCGGCUGGGCACGGCACAAUCGCCCCUCGCAGUGGGACGGCGACCACAUUGCCCACUGCCUCAACACGAUGACGCAGGCGGCGACUUGCCUCGCCGACUCGCGCCCCUUCGCCUACGUCGUGCCGGGUGGACACCGCACCGAUGGCCAGCAGAACUGGUGCCGCGACUUCGGCGCCCUGGUGGACUGGGUGAACGACCCGGUUCGCGAUCACAAUUUCCACUACGAGCUUGAUUCGAACGAUACAGACCACUUCAUGCCCAUCUAUCGCAACGGCUCCAUUGCAGGUAAGCCGGUCGACACGUCAGUCUGGUGA